Messenger RNA from Neoarius graeffei (lesser salmon catfish), 2432 nucleotides. RefSeq names its product UEV and lactate/malate dehyrogenase domains (gene uevld). Gene Ontology annotation, molecular function: oxidoreductase activity, acting on the CH-OH group of donors, NAD or NADP as acceptor. Gene Ontology annotation, biological process: protein modification process; carboxylic acid metabolic process; protein transport. Bases 118 to 1530 code for a protein of 470 amino acids. The record is from RefSeq and is a predicted model, not a curated record. Lineage: Eukaryota; Metazoa; Chordata; Actinopteri; Siluriformes; Ariidae. The transcript has 12 exons.
CUCUUGCGUGUAUGCGGAAGUGUCUGCUUACUGUUGUGAAUUUGCUGAAAGAAGGUGGCAGCUUGGGGGAAAAACAAGCAAACCAAGAAGUUCUAGCUCUUAAAGUUUUAAGGAACGAUGGAUCUAAAUAACGAAUCUGUUAAAAGGAUUCUCUCUAAGUAUAAGUUUCACGAUGUUGCCGUUGAGGAAAUACAGAAAAUUCAUGGCAAUUACCCAGACAUGAAAACAGUGGCCGGUACUUACAUAUUUACUGACAGUUCUCAGAAGGACCUCCUGAAGGUGCUGGGAAACAUCCCUGUCAGAUACCAAGGUCGGUCUUACAACAUACCCGUCCAGUUGUGGCUGUUGGAUUCGUUCCCCUUCACGCCACCUAUCUGCUUUCUUCGCCCCACAGCCAGCAUGAUGAUUAGGGAGGGCAAACAUGUGGAUGCCAAGGGCCGAAUCCACCUGCCUGCUCUGCACAACUGGGACCAUCCCAAAUCAUCUGUAAUAGCGCUACUGGAGGAGAUGAUUGCUAAGUUUGAAGAGGAGCCUCCUCUGGCUAUGAAGUCUACAGGAGAUCAGAAAGACCCCAAUGAGUUGCUUGCACUCGUUUCACAUUUAAACUUGACUGAAGGUGGAAAUCGGUCUGACCCGGGUGUAAAUAAGGUCUCUGUCAUUGGAGGAGGAGACUUGGGGAUGGCUGCUGUGUUGAGUAUAAUGGCAAAAGGUUUUGUGGACAAACUGGUUUUAAUCGACAUACCAGAGAGUUCAACCAAAGGAGGCACCAUGGACUUGGAGAUUUUCAGCCUGCCAAAGGUGGAAGUGUCAAAAGAUUUGUCAGCCUCAGCUGGUUCUAAGGUGGUGGUGGUUACUGCAAAUGCUUGGAAUAAUGAGCAAUCAUUUGUGAGUGUGCUGCAGACUAAUGUGGAUCUGUAUGCGAAGAUCAUCCCAGGCCUGACUCGCCUCAGUCCUGGUGCAGUGCUGCUCAUCGCGUCUCAGCCCGUGGAGAUAAUGACCCAUGUGGCAUGGAAACAGAGUUGCAUGCCACCUACUCACGUGAUCGGUGUAGGCUGUAACCUGGAGUCAGAGAGAUUCUCGUACAUCCUCAACGUUGCAUUACUGGCCAACAGCACGAACAAAAAAGCCUGGGUCAUAGGAGAGCUAUCUGACAAGAAGGUUGCUGUUUGGGCUAAUGUAGGUGGGGACAAGCACCAAGUCUUGGUCCCGGUGUCCAACUCCACAAGACCACUGAUAGACAGGGCAUUUGAGAUGUUGAAGGGAAGAGGUCAGAGGUCAUGGUCAGUGGGGCUGUCCAUCGCUGACAUCACGCACUCCAUUCUUACAGACCAGCAAAAAACACACUCCAUCACUACUCUGGCUCAGGGAUGGGGAGGUAUCGGCUCCGAGGUGUUCCUCAGCUUGCCCUGUAUGUUAGGACUGAAUGGCUCCACUCGUCUGGCAGGCGUGGCCCUCAGCUCAGAAGAUGACGCGAAGCUGAAGGAGAGCAUCUUGUCUCUCAGCAACCUCCUCACACAGCUGAGGAUUUAGUUCCUAAACCCUCUCAGAUCCCAGCAAAGACUUUCAAAGCCCGCACGGUUACAGUAACAGCAAAUCCGGUUACAAAACAUACCUCCUCCACAUCUGUAUUCUUCAGACUGAUUGGUGCCUUUUAACAAAUAUUUGAAUUCAAGAAACGCAGAUGUCCAUAAAACGUAAAGACCCCUAUAAAACGUAAAGACCCUGAAUGCAGCCGAGGAGUGACAUGCCCUGUUCUCACGUUUUGUACCACACACAUCUUAACAAAAUUUAAUUUUAGCAUAGGAUACAUUUUAUUACCUGAGCAUAUUUCUUUUACUCUUCUUUUCUCAAUAAAAAUAUUACAUCUGAAAAACAGAUUCAAUUUCUAACGAACAGCCUUCAUGUGCACGUGUAGUAAAGGUUCAUGUGGAGAAGAUUUUAAGUAACGAUUGCAGUAGCACCCAGAAGAUAUCUUGAUACUCUGCGUUGUUCCUGUACUUUGCACUUACAUGGUAGUUUUUGUUUUCUUACUAUUACUGAGGUGAUUUAUUUAUGGAACAAGAACAAUGUUAUGACCCAUAUUAUACUGUGAUUGAAUUUUACCAGAGUACUCCGAACCAAUGAAAUGUCUAUUUUUACUUUUUCAUGUACAGAUAUAAUUUAGUUUACUUUGUCUAAAGACAGUCUGUCACAUGACUUGUAUUAAAAGCAAGCUGGUGUAGGGUAAAUAUGUUUUUGAAAUUCUGAUUAAGACUGCACUAUGUUGCACUUUAAGAGUUGAAGUGUCUCUUUGUGUGUUGAUGUAAUGCAUUAUACCAGCAUCUUGUUUUGCUUUAGAAAUAACUUGCACAGCAGCAAUGAUUGCACACUACUAAUAAUGAUCUGCCAAAGCAGUAACAUAUCAAUGUCUAAUAAAUGCUUUCAGUGUAAAA